CAGGGAUGGCGGGCAGUGUAGUCUCUGCCUUUUUACGAAGUUUCCAAAGCAGUUUUCCUCACAACACAUUUGUUUUAAAAGGCCAUGUGGAACUAAAAUGGCGCCACGCACACUGGCAACACUCUCUGAGCCAAUCGCAUCAAUAAUAUUUUAUCUGUCACAGGCUGUGCGUGCUUACGCACUUCCACUCAACGACGUACAGCUUCUUCUCGCCCGUGCUGUGUGUAGCUUAUGCUGAAGGAGAGAAAAUGCAGUAUUGAAAUGGAAUGUAAACACGACUAAAACAUGACCUUUUGGCCAAGUGGGAGCUAAAGCGGUGUCACAGUGGUUAGAUGAGGAUCUUCUUCACAGGUUUAGGCUCAUCUUUGUUGUCUUCGCAUGUCCACUUUUUCCGUAGAUGGUCUCCGGCGAGCUGUGCCUGGCAGCGGACAACGACUUCUUGACGAAUAAUAUGAAGGAGAUGAUCGGAGGUUGCUGCGUGUGCUCAGACGAGAGAGGCUGGGCAGAAAACCCUCUCGUCUACUGUGACGGUCACGGCUGCAAUGUUGCAGUCCAUCAAGCAUGUUAUGGCAUUGUCCAAGUUCCUACCGGACCGUGGUUCUGCAGGAAGUGUGAAUCUCAGGAGAGAGCGGCCAGAGUGGUCGAUGGGUGUGGGUCACGGGCGUUCCGCAGUUUCGAUGGACCCCCCCGCAAGAGGUGUGAGCUGUGCCCCCACAAAGAUGGCGCCCUCAAGAGGACAGAUAACGGAGGCUGGGCCCAUGUAGUGUGUGCCCUUUACAUCCCAGAGGUCGAGUUCGCCAACGUGUCCACCAUGGAGCCCAUCGUACUGCAGUCUGUCCCCCACGAUCGCUACAACAAGACGUGUUAUAUCUGUGAGGACCAGGGCCGAGAGAGUAAAGCUGCCACCGGAGCCUGUAUGACCUGCAACAAACAUGGCUGCCGACAAGCAUUCCACGUCACAUGUGCCCAGUUUGCUGGCUUGUUGUGUGAGGAGCAGGGAUCAGAUGCCGACAACGUCAAAUACUGUGGCUACUGCAAAUACCACUACAGCAAACUGCGAAGGCGCAGGGUCCGUGGUAAUAGGGGCCUUAUUGACUCCUCUCAGUGUUGGGAUAAGCCCCCUGAUCACCAAGACCACAAGAAACAUAAAGAGAGAGACCGACACAAACCCAAGCACAAGAAGACCCUGGAGCUCUCCCCCUCCCUCGCUCCUGCUCUCAUGGUGGCGUCAGACAAGAGCUACAACAGUGGUGGAGUACCCUCCAUGCCUGCCUCCUCUCAGAAGCGAUUGGAUGACAGCACCGCUCGCUUCACAACCGCCAACUUUCAGGAAGUGCCAGUGCACUCUGGGGGUGCUAAAGAUGCGUCCCAGGUGGGUUCAGAAGGAAAACAGGGGUCGGAGGUUAAACAGAACAAGAAGAGCGUCACCGGUCAUGUGAUUGGCGGUCAGCGGGGACGCAAGUCUCUCACACCUGGGAAACCACUCCCCUCUGCUGUGGUCACUACGGCAACUUCUUCAACAGCCGCCUCCUCCACUGGAACCUUUCAUCAAGGACUCCUGCUGUCCAAUAAGACGCCCUCCACCAUGACUCCUCCCACCUCUGAUUUCCUUGGCUUCUCUGACCCGUCGCUGCGCUCAAGAGGCGGGGACUCCUUCUCUCCGCCUUCGUUCAGCCGCUGCCUUGUGAAGCCCGGUGAGGUCACGGCCCCGGAGGGCAUGGCAUCGCUUGGAACUUUUGGCUCUAUGAUGUCACUUCCUGCGAGUGGCGGCAUAACCGGCAGUAAACUGUAUGAGAACUCCCACAGCGAGCCAACGGGGAACGUAGCCUCCACUGCCGGCUACAAACGUCCCCAGCCCUCGUCAUCCUCCUCCUCCUCUUCGUCAGCGACCUCCUCCGCUGGGCCAGGGAUCGGAGUAGGAGGAGGAGGAGGAGGGGGGGGGUCAGAAGGCGGAGGGGAAGAAGGAGUGAAGGGCAAGAAGAAGAGGGGCAACUGGAGGAAUCGAUACGGACCUUGUUUUAAUGUUCCGGACAGCAAGGCUACGGACGGACCAGAGCACCACACCACCCCACUACCUCUCCUCCCGUCCUCCUCUCUCUCCUCCUCCACAGCCUCUCCUUCCCCCUCCUCUACCAGUGCCCUGCCAGGGCGGCCCGGAGGUGGUGGAGGUCUGCUGUCUGCUGGUGUCAGUACUGGAGCCCAGAAGUCUCCUUCCUUACUCAACGGCAGUCUGCAGAGUCACAGAGUCACUUCCACUCCCUCAGCCACCGGUACGUUCUCCAGUGGUGACGUCUCCUCAGGGGUGGGACCUGUUGCUAUGGGUGGGGCUAACUCUGAGUUGCCACAGCAACAGCCGCCUCCCUCCCUUGCUCCGCCCGCCCCCUUCACCGCCACAGCCCCCCUGACCAGCACUGCCUCCUCCCAUGUCAGUGGGCUGCCAGGUCCGGUGUUCAACAUGGCCCCAUCCCACAUGUUUGGAAACCGUCUGAACCCCAACUCUGCCAUGGCUGCUCUCAUCGCGCAGUGUGAAGUCACCCCUGCAGAUCAGGAAGUAGGAGAUGGAAAUGGCACUGCAGCCCAGGGCUUCCCCAGACGGGUCUCUCCCAAGACCGCUCUCUCCCCACGUUCCCCUCUAGGUGGACUGCAGAUCUGGUAUGACCCUGCAGGGUCCCUGGGGUCGGGCUCGGGGCUGGGGUCGAGGUUGGGGUUAGGAUUGGGGGCGCAAGGGUCUGGCCAGGUGGGUGGAGGGGACACAACAGCGCCCCCUGUGGCCACGUCUAUAGAACAGCUGCUGGAGAGACAGUGGAGUGAAGGACAGCAGUUCCUCCUGCAGCAAGGAGCACAGGGAGAUGUGUUGGGGAUGUUGAAGUCCCUCCAUCAGCUCCAGCAGGAGAACAGCCGCCUGGAGAGCCAGAUCAAAACUCUGACCAUGAAGAAAGAACGACUGCAGCUCCUCUCUGCUCAGCUGUCUGUGCCUUUCACUCCAGCUACCACUGCCCAAGAUGUGAAGAGUGACUCAUCUCUGCCCAUGCCCACUCAGGAUAGCGUGUCGUGUGGCCGUAGCAGUGGAGGUUCGACCUCCUCCCUGUCCACGCCUCCCUCGGUCUCUCACAGCCCCCCCCAGCCGCCUCAGCUCAACGGGGUUGCUAUGGGAACCCUGAUGCUGGGUGGGGGGACGGGUCUGGGGUUGGGGGGGGCCGCGGGGGCCCUGAACGGAGUCAUUCAGACCACCUGCAGCCCUCACACCUACACCCCAACAUCCGCCCCGGGAACCAGCGGCGUCAACAACAGGUCGGGUACUGUGUCUGAACAGCAGAGGAUGUUGCUACACCAGCAUCAAGUACAGCAGCUGUUCUCCUCCCAGUCGUCUGUGGAGCAGCAGCAGGUCUUGUUGUAUCAGUUAAUGCAGCAACACCAGGACCUCCAACAACUCCAGUCUCUGUCCUCCUCCCAGCUUCCCUCCAUCCCCCACUCAUCCGCUCAGCCGCCCGUCACCACCCACCUGUCGUCCUCCAACGCCCACGGCCAGGGCACCAUCACGGCCAAUCCCUUCCUGGCACUGCACUCACACCACCCCGACACAAACGCGCACGCUGGCGCCCACAAGCCCCGGCUGGCCGACAAGGCCGGGUCUGUCACCGGACAAGAGAAGACCUGAGCCACAGGACAUAUCUCUCUCUCUCUCUCUCUCUCUCUCUCUCUCUGUUUAUUUGUCGUUCUCUCAUCCUCACUUGUCCUUCCACCCGUCUUUAUCUCAGGGGUCUUCACCGACAUGUGAACUCUGGACAGUACCGUGCCUUCAGCACACAAGCUAGCCCACUCAGAACCACGACGACUGGGACAGGGGUGACCGGGACACUACACACGGCCGACUGAGAACGCAGCUCUGCCGGAAACAAUGGCUCUCAUUGGCCAGUUUCACUCAUGGGAGGAGCCCUGAACAUGUUGCUGCUGUUGCUGACCUGUCUGAGUGUAUGGACCAGCAUAAGACCUAACUAGAGACCGCUCUGAUUUAAGACUGUCUGACCGGCUGGCUGGCUGACUGAUUUACCACGGAAGCCUUGCUAUGACUGUCUCUCUUAGCUGUACCUACCUCACACAUACACACACGUAAACACACAUACAUGCCUGCCUAUCAGGGCCCACAAACCCUCAGCAUCAGCCAAUUGGAAUUCACAAUAGUCAGGACUGGCCAGUAAGGGUCCAAUCCCUAAGUGCCUGAGGCUGAGUGGGCAGGGUUACUAAUGCUCCUCUUCCUGUCUCUCCUGUCAGAUAUCUAUUAUUACCAUAUUACUGGCUAUCUGGUUGCGUUUCCCUGGCAACAGAUCACACAACCCAUUCUGAGAAGCUGGAAACCAGGAAAUGUAUUUUUGCUGAAUUCAGAAAAUACUGAAGCCAACUUUAUAAAUGAUCUGUUUUUUAUUUAUUUAGCAUCUGUUUGUGUAAUAAUGGGUACAAGCUAAUAUAUUUUGAUCGGUGCCCGCUGUUCUUUCAAGGAUUGAUUUUAUACUACUGUUAAAAUUUUUCACACUCAAAUCUUGCUGUAAACGUUGAUGGAGAAAGUCUGUGUCCUGUAUUUGAAAGAUAAAACUACUGGUGAAUAGUGGUGGAUGGUGGUUAUGGUGGUGUUGAUGUAUAUAGCUGUUAUUGUCCAAAGGGUUGUGGAUUCAAUAGCACCGUUUUCUUUUGUUUUUUUACCUCGUUUUUGUAAAUAAAUAGAUCUUUUCUGAUGGCUUCGAGGUGUAAAUAAAUUAUUGUGAUUGGCUGUGCUGGUUUGAAGGAUAGCCAAUGAAGCCACAUUUUGUGUGUGUGUGAAUCUUAGGACCAGACUAAUGGUGGCUGGACACAAAGUAUUAAUUUAUUUUUAUAUGUGCAGGGACAUUGUUUUGCUGUUUCGCACCUUUUUUUUUUUUUUCUCUCUUCAUUUUUGGUUCUUACAAAUGUCAGUUCAUACAAAUUCACCUUGGGGCUGUUUUUCAACCUUCACUUUAGGUUGAAAAAUCACAAAGCCUCCUCAAAUGUUUGUAUUUCACCUCACCAAAAUAAAGUAAUGUUCUGGAUAAAGGAAAGGAGUGCUGGUGAAAAGACGAGCAGUCACUGCGUGUUCUGUAGGUAGUGGGGUAUCAGUCGACUGAGAAGAUCGAUAAAGAUUGAUCAACAGCUCUGUUCAAGUACUUUUUUGUAAUAUGAAUUUUUACGCUUUGGUUGAAUAAAAAAAAAAACGGAUCUACCUCCCCUAA
Molecule: messenger RNA, 5240 nt
Organism: Esox lucius (northern pike)
Lineage: Eukaryota; Metazoa; Chordata; Actinopteri; Esociformes; Esocidae
Gene: mllt10
Product: MLLT10 histone lysine methyltransferase DOT1L cofactor
Exons: 20
Coding region: 398-3658 (1086 amino acids)
Biological process (GO): regulation of transcription by RNA polymerase II
Cellular component (GO): nucleus
Molecular function (GO): nucleosome binding; histone binding
Source: RefSeq, a predicted model, not a curated record